This is a messenger RNA of Penaeus chinensis, 2806 nucleotides long. RefSeq names its product protein N-terminal glutamine amidohydrolase-like (gene tun). Gene Ontology annotation, cellular component: nucleus; cytosol. NCBI's taxonomy places the organism in Eukaryota, Metazoa, Arthropoda, Malacostraca, Decapoda, Penaeidae. The transcript has 6 exons. Bases 1514 to 2206 code for a protein of 230 amino acids. Gene Ontology annotation, molecular function: protein-N-terminal asparagine amidohydrolase activity; protein-N-terminal glutamine amidohydrolase activity. The record is from RefSeq and is a predicted model, not a curated record.
UCCUUUACUGUUCUGGGAGAUAUUAGUAUAGUAUAAUCUUAGAACAACCACACUUUUACUUUAAUCAGUCCAUUUAAUCAAUAGAAUUUUUAUCCUUUCCACUGCUAUCCUUACAGUCUUACAAAAAAAAGAAUUUGCAGUUCCUUUUGAGAAGUAAUAGAGUGGUGUUGAGGGCAGCAGAUUUCAAUAAAAACAAUUAAAAUGCAUGUAAGCUUUAAAAGUGCAAAAACAUGUGUUACUCUAAGUAUUAUCAGCUGAUUAAAGUAAAAAGAAAAGGGUAAGCUUGAGUACUCCAGUCUGGGGUGUUUCGCCAUUUUUUUUUACUUACCCAAGAAUGGACGCACUAAAGAUAUUGCCUUCAAGACACUCAUUUUGGCAGCAUCAAAGAUUCUCACUGUCUUUGUAUAAAUGAUAUGAAUGGUAGAUAGAUGGUGGCAAGUUUAAUACAUGAAUAAUUUAAUUCAUCCCAAUUAGAACAGUUACUUUCAGUUCCCUUAUGAACCCAGUUAGAUUCUUUUGGACAUAUUUUGCCAGAUACAAAAAAUAAAUCAAAGUUGUAAAUUCUUACAUAGUUUGAAGCUAUGCCAACUUGAUGCUAAGGUGCUGAGUUUAGUUCCUGGGAAAGAGCUUAUUGGCUCACUGCAAAACAAGUGUUGGACUUUUUUCCCUUUUGUCUUUUUUCGUAAAAGCCAAUGUUGUAAAAAUCAGUAUCUUUGGAUUUUUGGGGGGUUAGCAAAUACCAAUUUAGAUCUGUUAGAGAAGGAAUUGGUGUAAAGUUUAUUUUUGAAAAGCAGAAAAAACAGGAGAAAUAUGUAUAUGCAAUUCUAGGAUUUGCUCUUUCUUUUUCUUUUUUAAACCACAAUUAUAGAAUUGUCAUCUUUGUAUACUGUUCAAUGAUAUGAAUAUGUAUAAACUUCAUUUGGUAUAUUUUUCCUUUAUGUCGCUAAGUAAAUACUUGGGCGGUAGGAUGGCAGAGAUUAUCAAUUUAGAUAGAUUUUUGCCAAUACUGCCUUUGUUUUAAGACCAAGUUUUUGUUAGAGUCAGUUAAGGGAAUGAGGUUCUUAAUUCAUUUUCCCCCCUUUUGAGUCGGUGGCAUAACCUGGGCAGAACACAAACUUGGUCGUUCAUUUUGUUACUGCAUACAACUAUAUUCCAAAAUAGUCAAAAAUGUGUUUUCACGUGGUGUCUGAAAUGUUGGCUGUUUUUAUGAGUUUGUAAAAAAUUGUCAUUGUGUGCUCUAGUUUUAGAAUUUGCUCUAAGGAGAUUGUUAUAGAUUAUUAACUGAAGCCUUUCUUUAAAAAAGUGCCAGUACAGAGCUGGUUUUGGAAGUAGUGAGUAUGCUUCAGAAAGCCUGAAAGUAGUAUGCAGGUUCAGAGACAAGUGAAUUAGCAAGAGACACAUCAGUUAACCAAAAGACUGUUCUUGUGCAGUGUCAGUGCAUAUCUCAUACUUCCUUGAGAACAUUGUAAUUGUCCCUGCAAGUUGCCUUUAACGGCACACAUUAAUUGCAAUCAUGGCAGCCCAAACUCACACAUCCGGAGCCACUGAUAGUCCCUCAAGACGCAUUGUUGCCAAACCUGUGAAAACCAUCGUGCCUGCGGCAGAGGACUGUCCAUAUACACAGUUCUACUGUGAGGAAAAUGUGUGGCGACUUUGUGAAUAUGUGCGGUGUCACGAGCCAUCAGAUCUGGUCAAGUGCCAUGUUGUCUUCAUCAGCAACGAGUCACGGUGCGUGCCGUUGUGGAGACAGCGAAUGGGCAAGUCGGAGGAUAAGCUGGUCACUUGGGAUUAUUCUAACAUCUUCACAUGUGUUGCGCCGAGUGAAAAGGAUUACCAUGUGGUGUUCAUGUACGAGCCUGACGAUCGGUGCCUUGUAUUUGACCUAGACUCUGACCUGCCCUUCCCCACCUAUUUCCACAAGUAUGUGACCGAAACCCUCCGCACAGAUCACAUCCUUAGCCCAGAGCAUUACAGGUACUUCCGAGUAGUGCCAGCCUCUGUGUUCCUUCAGAAGUUUGCCAGUGACAGAAGGCAUAUGAGACGUGAAGAUGGAACCUGGAUCCAACCCCCUCCAUCAACACCACCAAUAUCUACACCUGAGUCAGUGCAUAACAUUGAUGACUUCAUUAGCAUGGAUCCCAAGCGAGGUUUUGGAACAGUAUACAACCUUCAAGAUUUUGUUCGCAGAUUCUAUAAGAAUCUGUAGUAUGUCCACAACGAAGUACUGUUAUGCUGUUACACUCCUAUGAAGACCUUUUUAAUGCACAGUUCACACAGUAACUUGUUUUACUAUUUUUAAAAUAGAAUAGCUUGUAUUUGUGAGAAAUGUUUUUAGCUGUCAAAUUCUUCUGAAUUGUUAUUAUUAUUUUUUCCAUUGUUUCAUGUUAGUGCUUGGUUUCCCAAGUUUGCAAUGUUGAAGCGAUAUUGUUUUUCUAAAGAUUCUCCUGGUAGAGAAAAAAGCUAUUCAUUCAUGACAAGAGUUUACUAAUAUCUUACUUCCACUAUUGAACAGUAUGUAAUUACUACUUCAGAAUAAAAUGUAGAUGUAUAAAUUAAUACAAAUUUCUUUGUGAGGCUUGUUUUUUGGUAGUAGAUAAUUGUGAAAUGAUGGUGUCAGCCAUUUAAUUGCAUCUGUGUUACUUGCAGUCAGUCUCCUUCUGAAAGUUAGAGAUUUGGUGGUUUUCAUUUGUGACAGCAUUGGUUUUUAAAAGAUUUUAAUGCAUCUAAAAUGGUUCAUGUAAUGCAUCUCAGUGUUAGUGAUAUUUUCUGUAAUUGAUAGGAACAAAUAUAUAUUUUGAUAAAAAUA